GAACGUGCAGUAUGCUGUUGCUCUCAAAGGAAGGAACAACUCACGGCGCGACAGUGCCGAACUCUCGAUUCGCACGGUUCAAUUCGAUUUUCAAUUACCCACGACCUGCACGUAGAACGACAUAGAAACAUAAAACGGCAACGUAUGGCUCGACGAAUGAAAACGAAAAAAUAACAAUAAUCGAACCAAAUGAUCGGAAGUUUGUGUACCACGUGUCUAUCCAUUGAACGUUCGUGUUCUAUUAUUAAAAACACGACAUAUGUAUGUACGUCGAGUACGAGCAAAGGUGACUAUAGGAGGAAUAUUUCAAUCGUGACUGUAACAUAAUGAAAUUUUACUAAUAACAGUGUAACUACUCCUACUGACGAGUCACUUAGCAAAAUUCGUUCGUUCUUCAAAUUCACCGAAAGUUUCUGAAAAUAACAUCAAAACGUGAGUUUUAUUUAAAUAUAAUCAAACGCGGUGUAAUGAUUGUAUAAUUAUUGGUGCUCGAUGCGUCAACUCAACGCGGUGUUUCAUUUUUCUUGAAAAGACCAACUCGUGUCUUUGGAAAUGCACUGACGAUCGGCAUUUCAGGAGCAGCGCGUAAAACGCAGUUGAGAGUUGAAAAAUGAACGGCGAGUGAGAAAAUUUAUGUGUGAAAAAUACACGGACAUUUCCUCUUAUCUCAGAAGGAACAAAUGACUAAUUGUAAUGCAAUUGAUCGUGAAAUGCUAAUGUGUGUGUAAUGAUCGUUCUUUGAGUUUUACCGGUCACCUCUGUUUCUUGGUUUCUCUAUCGAGUGCAUAGCGAUUCUUCACCAAACGCUCGCAAAUAGAGAAAAAGUGGAACAUUCUACUUUCACGUUCGACAAAAGGUUCAAUUCUGCCACGCGGAUUAACACUUGAAGAUCGGUUGAGACAAAGAAGUCUGUGCAGAAACGCAACGAUCUUUGAAUUCGAAGAAUACAAAUAGAUAGGACAGAGAAAAGAUGUUUCAACUAUCGGUGAUCGUUGUUUUAGUGGCAUCGAUGUUUGUUGGCAGAACGUCUCCACUGAUGCAGAAUGAAGAACACGAGAGCAAAGUGUUCAUCGCAAACAUAACACAAUCAACCGAUACACUGAGCAACAACAACGGUAAAAAGAUGGAUUUGUCGAUAAAAGCGACAGUAGUUAAAAAAGAUUUAGAUUUACGAACAAUGAACGAGUCCAAUAACUCUACAUUGAUGAAUUUAACCAAUGCAAACGUGAGCACGCCGAUCAACGAGAACAAUCGAGAUAAAGAGAAGCUGAAUAAUGAAAAGCAGAUGUGUAAUUCUAAGACAGAACAGGCGGACAUGCUUCACUGUAACGUGAUUCCACGGGAUAAUGACGAUGAUGAAUCGUUAAAUACUACAGAACCUACGACACACAAUGCUACUACUGCAAAUAAUGAAAUUAAAUCCAGUACCAAAUCUCAGGUACCGGAAGUUCCACAUAAGAAAGAAGAAAAUGGCACGGACAUAGAAAUCGUUUUACUAAAUAACACACAGACUACGAAUCAAGUACCUUACGACAUUACGCUUCCUGAUAUCAAUCACACGAUUAAUACUAACAGUUCUGAUGUUUCGAGUACAAAUUUGAAAGAUAGUAGUACUAAUGAAACAUCGCCGUUACCAGUAAAAAAGGCUGCUACAAGUGUAAGUUCGGAAAACAUCGCUGAAGUUGCGAAAUCUGUUAGUCGCAAUAAUAGUAAGCAUAUGCCUUCGGGAAUCAUAGCGCUAGUUACUGCGAUCAGUUUUGCUGUAGCAAUUGCAUUGGUAUACAUAGGAAUGAUCGUUUGGAGGCGGUAUAUCGAAUAUAGAUAUGGGCACAGGGAAUUGCUUGUUAAUGAACUAGAAUUUGAUACUAAUGAUUUGCGUCAUUUUGAGCUAUGAUUUCAAAGAGAGCAGUAAUCUGCAGAGAAAAAAACUGAAUGGUUCACAGCUAAAGCUGAUACUAUGUAAACUAUUGAAUGAUUUAUUCAUCUGUGAUACUAAGGACAUGUAUUGUGUCUGACAGUCAAGACACCAAAUAUAUUUGGAUAAUAUUAUAUAUUUCUUUUGUGAUGUAAUUGUUUUAUAUACACUGCGUAUACAAUCUACUUUUUUCAACACGUUGAUCGUUUUUUUCUUCUCCUGUAGAAAUUAAAAAUAAUGUUACUAUAUAUAUAUAUAUAUAUUUUCUCAUGGUAAUUGCAAUGCGCAGAUCAUUGAAUAAAUUACGUAGUAUUUUUAAGCAUCAAGUAAAAGAAAAGAAUUUUACAAAAAGUUACAAGGGUGCUAGAAUAUCUUAGUUUUCUUCAAUGUUAAUAUGAUGAGUUUUAUAGUAUUUGAAACCAUUGAAAAAUGUAAAAAUAUUAUAGACUAAACCUUCAUAAUGUAAUGUAGUAUUAUCUUUGUUUCCCACUCGUUUUUGUAAUAUGUGCGGCGAACGUGUACAUAUUUUUAGUUAAAUAAAUAAAUCGCUAAAUUAUUUUUUUAA
This is a messenger RNA of Frieseomelitta varia, 2480 nucleotides long. Its product is annotated as STAM-binding protein. The record is from RefSeq and is a predicted model, not a curated record. Gene Ontology annotation, biological process: protein K63-linked deubiquitination. The transcript is spliced from 8 exons. Gene Ontology annotation, cellular component: endosome; membrane. Gene Ontology annotation, molecular function: protein binding; K63-linked deubiquitinase activity; metal-dependent deubiquitinase activity. Bases 971 to 1894 code for a protein of 307 amino acids. NCBI's taxonomy places the organism in Eukaryota, Metazoa, Arthropoda, Insecta, Hymenoptera, Apidae.